Molecule: messenger RNA, 3318 nt
Organism: Dromaius novaehollandiae (emu)
Lineage: Eukaryota; Metazoa; Chordata; Aves; Casuariiformes; Dromaiidae
Gene: HEPACAM
Product: hepatic and glial cell adhesion molecule
Exons: 7
Coding region: 49-1224 (391 amino acids)
Source: RefSeq, a predicted model, not a curated record
CCCGGGGACGUGCCCGGAGCGGCCCAGGCGAGGCCGAGCGAGGCCGAAAUGCGCCCGGCGCCCGCCGCCCUCCUCGCCUGCCUCCUGGCCCUGCACGCAGGCCCGUCGCGCGGGGUGAACGUCACCAGCGCGGCGCCGCUGGUGCGCGGCACGGCGGGCGAGGCGGCCCUGCUCUCGGUGCGCUACAGCAGCGCCAGCGCCGACCGGCCCGUGGUGAAGUGGCAGCUCAGGCGCGACAAGCCCGUCACCGUGGUGCAGUCCGUCGGCACCGAGAUCAUCGGCACCCUGCGGCCCGACUACCGCGACCGCCUGCGGGUGCUGCGCAACGGCUCGCUGCUCAUCAGCCCGCUGCAGCUGGCCGACGAGGGCACCUACGAGGUGGAGGUGUCCAUCACCGACGACACCUUCACCGGCGAGAAGAGCAUCAACCUCACCGUGGACAUCCCCAUCUCGAAGCCGCAAGUGGUGGUGGCCUCCUCGACGGUGCUGGAGCUCAGCGAGUUCUUCACCCUCAACUGCUCGCACGAGAACGGCACCAAGCCCAGCUACACGUGGCUCAAGGACGGGCGCCCGCUGAGCAACGACUCCCGCCUGCUGCUCUCGCCCGACCACAAGGUCCUCACCAUCACCCGCGUCCUCAUGGCCGACGACGACGUCUACAGCUGCCUGGUGGAGAACCCCAUCAGCCACGGCCGCAGCGUCCCCGUCAAGCUCACCGUCUACCGCCGCAGCUCCCUCUACAUCAUCCUCUCCACCGGCGGCAUCUUCCUCCUCGUCACGCUGGUGACCGUCUGCGCCUGCUGGAAGCCCUCCAAAAAGGGCAAGCGGGGAGCGGAGGCGCCCGGCGCGGCCGACUUCGCCGAGCAGGACGAGGAGCACCUCAAGCACGAGGCCGAGAGCAUCGCGCGGAGCGCCGAGCCCGACCGCAAGAACCCCGUGGCCCUCUACAUCCUCAAGGACCAGGAGCCGCCCGAGACCGAGGAGGAUCCGCCGGGCGAAAGCGGGCCGGGCUACCCGCCGGCUGGCCGUUCGCCGGGCGCCCCGGCCCGCUCGGCCCGCCGCUACCACCGCUCGCCGGCCCGCUCGCCGGCCUCGGCCCGGCCGCCCCGCUCGCCUCCGGGCUCUCCGGCCCGCUCCCGCGGUGCCCCGCGGCUGCUGCGGACUGCCGCCGUGCCCGUCAUCCGGGAGCAGGAGGAGGCGGCCGCCGUGGAGAUCAGCGCCUGAGCGGCGGGCGCCCGGCGCGGGCGGCUCGGCCUCAACUCACUAAUUCGCUACGGAGUCGGCCCCGGCACCGGCACCGGCACCGGCUCCGGCUCCGGCACCGGCACCGGCACGCCGCGCUCCCUCUGCCUGCCCGUCGGCGCGGGAUGCGGCAGCCGGUGCGGAGCGCGCGGGAAGCGCGUCCGCCCGGGGCUGGGGCGUGCGGAGGGAGCGGGCACGGAGCGUGCGGAGGGAGCGGGCACGGAGCGUGCAAGAGGGCAAGCACGGAGUGUAUGGUCUGAGCGUGCACGGAGCGUGCAGAGCGAACAUGCAGGGAGCAUGCAGAGAGAGCGUGCAGGGAGCAUGCACGGAGUGUGCAAGAGGGCAAGCACGGAGUGUGCAAAGAGAGCGUGCACGGAGCGUGCAAGAGGGCAUGCACGGAGCGUGUGGUGGGAGCGUGCACGGAGCGUGCAGAGAGAGCAUGCACAGACCGUGCAAAGAGAGUGUGCUCAGAGCAUGCACGGAGCGUGCAAGAGGGCAUGCACGGAGCACGCGGAGAGAGCGUGCACGGAGCAUGUCGUGAGAGCGUGCACAGACCGUGCAGAGAGAGUGUGCCCGGAGCAUGCACAGAGCGUGCAAGAGGGCAAGCACGGAGCAUGUGGUGUGAGCGUGCACGGGCCGUGCAAAGAGAGUGUGCCCGGAGUAUGCAUGGAGCAUGCAGAAAAAGUGUGCCCGGAGCGUGCACGGAGCGUGCGGAGAGAGCAUGCACAGACUGUGCAAAGAGAGUGUGCCCAGAGCAUGCACAGAGCGUGCAAGAGGGCAAGCACGGAGCACGCGGAGAGAGCGUGCACGGAGUGUGUGGUGUGAGCGUGCACAGAGUGUGCAGAGAGAGUGUGCCCAGAGUGUGCACGGAGCGUGCAAGAGGGCAAGCACAGAGCGUGUGGUGUGAGUGUGCACAGACCGUGCAGAGAGAGUGUGCCCGGAGCGUGCCCGGAGCGUGCAAGAGGGCAUGCACGGAGCACGCAGAGAGAGCGUGCACGGAGCGUUUGGUGUGAGCGUGCACGUGCCGUGCAAAGAGAGUGUACCCGGAGUAUGCACGGAGCGUGCAAGAGGGCAUGGAUAGAGCACGCAGACAGAGCGUGCACGGAGCGUUUGGUGUGAGCGUGCAUGGGCUGUGCAAAGAGAGUGUGCCCAGAGCAUGCCCGGAGCGUGCAAGAGGGCAAGCACGGAGCGUGUGGUGUGAGCGUGCACAGACCGUGCAGAGAGAGUGUGCCCGGAGCGUGCACGGAGCGUGCAAGAGGGCAUGGAUGGAGCACGCGGAGAGAGCGUGCACGGAGCGUGAGGUGUGAGCGUGCACGGGCUGUGCAAAGAGAGUGUGCCCAGAGCAUGUCUGGAGCGUGCAAGAGGGCAUGCGCAGAGCGUGUGGUGUGAGCGUGCACGGAGUGUGCAGAGAGAGUGUGCCCAGAGCGUGCAAGAGGGCAAGCACGGAGCGUGCAAGAGGGCAUGCAUGGUGUGUGCGGAGAGAGCAUGCACGGAGCAUGUGGUGUGAGCGUGCACGGAGCGUGCGGAGAGAGCAUGCACAGACCGUGCAAAGAGAGUGUGCUCAGAGCAUGCACAGAGUGUGCAAGAGGGCAUGCACGGAGCACGCAGAGCGUGCACGGAGCGUGUGGUGUGAGUGUGCAGAGAGAGUGUGCCCAGAGUGUGCAUGGAGCGUGCAAGAGGGCAUGCACAGAGUGUAUGGUGUGAGUGGGCACAGACCGUGCAAAGAGAGUGUGCCCGGAGUAUGCACGGAGCGUGCAAGAGGGCAAGCACGGAGCACGCAGACAGAGCGUGCACAGAGCAUGUGGUGUGAGCGUGCACAGAGUGUGCAAAGAGAGUGUGCCCAGAGCGUGCCCGGAGCAUGCAAGGGGGCAUGCACGGAGCGUGUGGUGUGAGCGUGCAUGGAUCAUGCAGAGAAAGCGUGCAUGGACUGUGCAAAGAGAGUGCACCUGGAGCAUGCACGGAGCGUGCAAGAGGGCACGCAUGGAGCACAUGGAGAGAGCGUGCCCGGAGCGUGCAGAGACAGCAUGCACAGAGCAUGUGGCGUGAGCAUGCCCGGAGCGUGCAGAGAGACUGUGC